Pan troglodytes (chimpanzee) is the source of this 5982-nucleotide messenger RNA. RefSeq names its product aspartic peptidase retroviral like 1 (gene ASPRV1). Lineage: Eukaryota; Metazoa; Chordata; Mammalia; Primates; Hominidae. The transcript has 11 exons. Gene Ontology annotation, biological process: proteolysis. Gene Ontology annotation, cellular component: membrane. The record is from RefSeq and is a predicted model, not a curated record. Gene Ontology annotation, molecular function: aspartic-type endopeptidase activity. Bases 4381 to 5412 code for a protein of 343 amino acids.
GCGGCCGGUGGGCAGAAAGACCGAAACCCACUCACGGCCGCCUGCCGAAUCGCGGCUCUGCUGUUUGUGGGGCGUGCUAGAAACGUGGUCCUAAAAAGAAUGGCGUCCAUUUACAUAAUGCUUUGUUUGCGUUUCGCAAGUUUCUUUCGGUUAAAGCCACAGAAACCCCACCUCCUGCCCUUGUGUCGUUUCCACCGCGGCACCCUUUUCCGACAUUAGAAACAAUAGUGUACACCUGUGGAGGCCUCGUUUGUUAAGGGGCUGCCGGCCAGGGCUUCAGGACGUUUCUGCGGCUUUCCCCGCGCGGCCUGGGCUCCCGCGGCUGCUUUUCGGGCCCAUGGGCGCAGCCACCGCGCCAGGCUCAAGGGGGGCGGCCCCAUCAGGGCCCGCCAUCUUGGAAGGCCUUUUCUGCCGGUUCCUCCCGCUGAGGAAGUGUCGCUCAAGACGCUGGCCUACGAGUUGUGAUUUCUGCCCUUUCCCCUUCCUCCUUGGGCUAAGCCAGACCAGAAAGGGCCCCGUGCGCAACGUGCUUCACAGUCUCUCAGGGAAAGCGGCUAACGUGGCGCUACUCCGCCUGCCCUGUUCCUUACCCUGGGGGCUGCCGCCAUGUUUCCUGAACACAAAAUGGCGACACGUGGUUAGCAUUCGUCGCCAACGAGAAAUUGGGGUCGGCCCGAAAGCUCUAGAAUGCACCCCCCUUCUUCCCCGGGGCCUUCCACCUCCGCGAGUUUUAUGACUUAAAAAACCCCACAGGCUGGUCUGAAGGUCGGAGGCCUAAUUUUAACGCGUUUUCCUCCCUUUAAUUUGAAACGCGAACGCGAAUGGCUGUAAAAUGUGGGCACAAUAUUUAAUUUCUCGCCUUUUUAAAGCUUAAUAGUGGAUAAUAGGGGGCAGUAUCAAGGGAUAAUUUGGGUCCCCACAGUACCAAAGCAUUUAGAAACCUCUGUUUAAUUUAAGGAAUGAGAUAAAUUACUGCUUUUCUAGACUUCCUAGCAUGGGCUGUUGUGCUGGAGAGAACGAGAGCUACGAAGAGACUACAAUGCCUCUGACUUUUUCAUAGGACAGUUGGCCGAGGAAGACAAACAUAAAGAUGAAGUGCUUAAUUCAAGGUCACACAAUGUCGGGGAUGGACCUCCAGAUUUCCUUACUGACCUGCAUUAUCUUGUGGAUACCUGAGUGAAUUCCACACCACCCAUUUUAUAGAUGAAACCACUGAGACAUGGAGCAACUGACUGAGUAGUCACUGCCCCACCCCUGCCUGGAGCCUCACACAUGACUCGUCUCCUCUCAGUGACCACAGUACUUAUCCUGUAUUACAUGAAGGAAAUGAAAUAAAAAGACUGCAACCCCACUCCCAGCUACUCAGUGAGGUGGUAGCUAGAGACGGAGUCUUGCUAUGUUGCCCAGGCUGGUCUUGAACUCCUCACCUCAAGCGAUCCUCUCGUCUUGGCCUCCCAAGUGUCAGGAUUACAGGUGAGACGUGGUCUUGUAACACAGUGGUUAAGAAUGUGACUUUGGAGCCAGCCUGCUAGGGGCUGAAUUCUGACUCAGCCAUUUACUAACUGUGUGACCUUAGGUCACAGAAUUUUCCACACUCCUUGACGGAGGUGCUUAACCCUUAUCCAUCAGCAUUCUCAGACAGCACCUCCGGUUAGGGACAGUAUCUGACCGUCCGACAUCCCUGCAGCCCCCAUGUGUCACACAGACUCAGCCUCAGGUAGAUGGUUUCCGUAGAUGGUGGCUUUCUUUGGACCCUUGACAUCAACCAGUUACUAUUUGACUCUUCUGCAGAACCCCCUGUUGACCCCUGCUUUGAGGUGGCAGAGUUAACACUACUCUUCGUUAUAAGCUCUCGUCUGGGGCAACUCAGAAGAACUUUGAAGACCUGGUGCCAUAAGCCUACUGAUGCGGAAUGCUGGAAGCAGAAUGCAGCUAGGGACGGUGCUCGGAGGAGCUGUGCCAUCAACCCCACACACACUCACACCAACUCUGGGCCGGGGCCUCGGAUGGGCUGGGGGGCCCAGUUGUGCAGGAGAGGGGCGGGAAGAUGGGGGGCCUUGGUCUUGGUGGCCAUGGCCAGAGGUGGGAGGGGUGGGGGUGUCAGGGGAUGGAGGCCUCAGUCCCUGCCCUCACCAGGUGGCAGGAGCAGGAGGCAGGCUGACCCACUUAGAGACUGGUUCCUUUCAAAGCAGCGUGGUUGUGAUGGGGGCUGCUUUAAGUGGGUCAGCCUGCAUAUAUACAUUGGUCUUAAACUCUUCAAAACUUGGCUGUUAAACAUCUAGAUCCUGUUUUCAUUGGCUUGUAAGCCGUGGCCAUGGGGACCUACCUGGUCUUCUGAAGCAGCAAGUGUGCCCAGAGGCUAAUAAACAGCAGCCAGAGACAGACUCCCAGACUCGGCCAGAGGCUGAUGCCGACUCCUUCCAGCUCUCACGGUAACCAUGAGGCCCCUGCGUGUUUCUGCUGUGGAGGUCCCAGAGGGAACUGUAUGGACAGACACAGCCUGAAGGGCCAUCUGCCUCAAGCCACAGCAGCACAGAAUUCUAAAGAUUGUGGGGAAGGAUGGCGCCUAGGGGACCAGAUGUGCAGAGGUAAUGAAUACCAGGGAAUCAGGAAACCACUGGAUCAGUUCUUUGAGCCACAGAACAACACUCAUCCCAGCAGCUGGGAAGCUAUCUGCAAAAGUCCAUCUGCAGAAAGGGCUUCCUGGUCUUGCGUGUGGCUGGGCCAUUUCUCUGGAUGCAGGUUUUUCAUUAUACAGUCUUCUCAAAGAAACACCUGCUCUCAACACCUUCUCGGUGACUCCAUUUCCCCUCCUCUGGGCUCCUGGAAUGCCACAAUGGCCCCACCUUAGCCAGGCAGCUGUGAUGAGAGGUGUUGACCCAACUGCCUCUCUGCUGGCUCACUGAAUCAGGUGGAAGGGGCUGGGGACAGCACAGUCUUGCAUUGUGGUUGGGGACCUGGGCCAUCCAGAGGCAGGACUGUCCAAAGGCAGGGUACUGCUGGGAUUCCGCCAGGCACUGGGUGAUGCAUGGCAUAGGGAGCUGGAGAGGGACAGGCUCUUGGCCAGGAAAAACAGCCCCAGAGCCACAGGUGUGCCAUCGAGUCUUCCUCCUCUCCCAUCCUUAAUCACUCCUGUUUGGUGACAGCACACAGCUAGGCCUGGAGCCCAGCAAAGAGCCCCUGGGUCCCAGAGGAAGUUGUUCUGGGGGCUGGAGACAAUCACAAAUGCCAGGUUUGUGAGCCCCAGACUCUGGUUCAUAGCAAGAGGCAGACUUGUGAGCAAACCACCAGAUCACACCGUAAAACACGCUCAACGAGGAGUGGGUGCCCUUUCUAGGGAUAGGCAGAAGGCUCCAUGGAGUGACCUUUGAAUGGGGACAUAAAAGUGGAUCCCUUCAACAGCCCCUGCACAGCCCCAAGUCAGGCCUCCAGCCCUUGGACUCACAUAUGUCCUCUGUAGACGACUGGAUGUCCUCCCGUGCCACCCUUUACCCCUGCAGCGAGGGGCACAGAGCCAGAGCCCUCCGGGUCCUCACCACUGGCAUCACCAACAUAGUGGACAUUUUCCCUCUCAGAAUGAAAAGGGAGUGAAAUUUCCCCGUGAUCUUUCCACAAAUGACCAGCUUGGGGAGUGGGAGAGGAAGUGCUGCAGUGCCUGGGGAAGGGGCCCUUGGAACAGUUCCUGGAAAGGGAGAGGGGUGGAUAGGGUGGAGACAAUGCUCAUGGAGUGCAGUAUGGGGCCUACCCAGAGUUGCUUGGCCACCCCUCUGCCUCUGAAUCAGGGGUGAUCAAUGAAGGAAAAUUACUGCAGCAAUUGAGUCCAUGUAAGAUGAUUGUGCACGUGUGUGUGUGUGUGUGUGGGUGUGUGUCCUCACUCACUUAAAAAAGACCAUUUCUGUGCAUUCUUUAUUCUGGAACCCUCCUCUGCCUCCCUCUCCAGGAAAUCCCAUAGGAUCCCAUACCUGCUUUAGAAUGUGUGUGAGACACUUCCCAGUGCCUGGCACGUGGUAGGAGCUCAGUACAUGUAAACUCUUUUCCUUUGACCACUCAAAGUAGUCACUUGUUGGGGAGGCCAAUGGCGGCUUCCCCGGUCUCUGAGCUGAUGGGCGUCUGGUCCCUGCCUCCCCUUCCUUCACUGGCUGAUGACAAAUACCUGAAUGUCAUCACAUCCUCCGUGUCCUCAUCUGUUAUUCUGGAACACAGGCCAGGGAGGGUACAGGGUAGUCCCCCUUCAACAGAGGCUUGCCUUUCUUGGGAUGUGGGCUGGCUGGUGUUGGUCCAAGGAUGGAUGCAGAGGGUGAGGCACCCAUCCUGCUAGUCCGGCCGGAUGCUGGCAGGAGGGCGGGGUGAGGAGGGGCGGAGCUUCCAGAACAAAGGAGAAUGGGGAGCCCAGGGGCCAGCCUAGGCAUCAAAAAGGCUCUGCAGAGCGAAAAGGCCACAGCACUGCCUGCCUCUGCCCCAGCAGUCAGCCAGCCGACCGCGCCUGCUCCCUCCUGCUUGCCCAAGGCCGGGCAAGUCAUCCCCGCUCUGCUUCGAGAGGCCCCGUUUUCCAGCGUGAUUGCGCCGACACUGCUCUGUGGGUUUCUCUUCUUGGCGUGGGUUGCUGCUGAGGUUCCAGAGGAGAGCAGCAGGAUGGCCGGGAGCGGAGCCAGGAGUGAGGAAGGCCGCCGGCAGCAUGCCUUCGUCCCGGAACCUUUUGAUGGGGCCAAUGUCGUCCCAAACGUCUGGCUGCACCGCUUUGAAGUCAUCAAUGACCUCAACCAUUGGGACAAUAUCACCAAGCUAAGGUUCCUGAAAGAGUCCCUCAGAGGAGAGGCCCUGGAUGUCUACAAUAGGCUCAGUCCCCAGGACCAGGGAGACUAUGGGACUGUGAAAGAGGCCCUCCUGAAGGCCUUUGGGGUCCCUGGGGCUGCCCCCAGCCACCUGCCCAAAGAGAUCGUCUUUGCCAACAGCAUGGGUAAGGGCUACUAUCUCAAGGGGAAGAUUGGCAAAGUGCCCGUGAGGUUCCUGGUGGACUCUGGGGCCCAGGUCUCUGUGGUCCACCCAAACUUGUGGGAGGAGGUCACUGAUGGCGAUCUGGACACCCUGCAGCCCUUUGAGAAUGUGGUAAAGGUGGCCAAUGGUGCUGAAAUGAAGAUCCUGGGUGUCUGGGAUACAGCGGUGUCCCUAGGCAAGCUGAAGCUGAAGGCACAGUUCCUAGUGGCCAAUGCGAGUGCCGAGGAAGCCAUCAUUGGCACUGAUGUGCUCCAGGACCACAAUGCUAUCCUGGACUUUGAGCACCGCACAUGCACCCUGAAAGGGAAGAAGUUUCGCCUUCUGCCUGUGGGAGGGUCCCUGGAAGAUGAGUUUGACCUGGAGCUCAUAGAGGAGGACCCCUCCUCAGAAGAAGGGCGGCAGGAGCUAUCCCACUGAGAAGCCACCUUUUCUUUAACCUCCUAAAUAUUGGUGGGAAGACCCACCGCUGUGGGGGGGGGGGUGCAUAUCCUCAUGGGGGUCACUGGGCUUGGCCAGUCUGCUUAUCAACUCUUGCUCUUCUCUCCCCUUUGCCUCCCUCUGCAGGGGCCUUAAUCUGCCCCUGGUAGGGGAGGCUUCCACUGAACAGGCACAGGUGAGGGAGAGCAGGCUGGCUUAGAGGGACAGGGUCCCCAUGGUCAUCAAGCUGCUAUUGAUGACAAAGACUCAAAGGCUGGAAGAGCUCCCAAGGAAGCUAGAAAUGCUUGUCUUUGAAAGAACUGUGGGACCCCUUCAGAUUCCCUGAGGUAUGGCUUGGUCACUCUCAGGUCCUCAAAGCCUGUCUCAGUUGGGCUGGGUCCUAGCUGCAGGGUCUUUGUGAGGGUCACAGUUGCUCUGGGACACCUCCCUGAAGAGCCUUUCCACCUGUACAAUCGUAUUUUCUUUCUGUCAUUUGCUUUGAAGCCUAUUGUGCCUUGUGCCAAUAAUUCAAUUGCUGCAAACACCAAUAAAGAUUGAUUCAUGGAAAAA